AUAGAGGCUCUUUUUCCAGGUGUCGCCGCGUUUAACCGCUAUUCCCCCCCUUUUUCCCGAGGCGCGUUACAGGAACACGAGGCUUCUGUCGCCGCACCCGAUCGCCCUAGUCGGGAUUUAAUUCGGAUAAAGGUUUUUCGAUCGCCAGGAUGAAUCCUCAACAGCGGAUUGCCGCUAUUGGAACAGACAAGGAAUUAAGUGACUUGCUGGAUUUUAGUGCGAUGUUUUCUCCACCGGUAAGCGGGGGGAAAAACAGGCCUACCACCCUCGGAAGCAGUCAGUUCAGUGCAUCAGGUAUGGAUGAGCGGACCAGUCAGGCGUCGUGGGCCCCAGGUGGUCAGUCCAGUCCUUCCUACGAGUCAUCACGGGGUUUUGCAGACAGCCCUCAUUAUGGCGAUCACAUGAGUGACAGUCGAUUAGUGCCUCAUGAAGGAUUGUCCUCAACACCUUUCAUGAACUCCAACAUAAUGGGUAAAUCGGAUAGGACUUCAUUUCUUGGCUAUGGGAGGGAGCAUGGGGCACCUGGAUGCCAGCCCGGUCUCAGGUCGGACGUCGGGCUGGCGAAUCCUGGUUCAGUGGCUGCGUCGGGGAAGUCCCCCACUCCGUAUUAUUCCUUCACCGGGACAAAUCCCAGAAGACGUUCUCUACAAGAUGCCCCCCCCAUCGAUCCUCCACAAACAAAGAAAGUUCGCAAGGUCCCGCCUGGCCUGCCUUCAUCUGUGUACGCACCAUCCCCCAAUUCGGAAGACUUCAACAGAGACUCGCCCUCCUACUCGUCCCCCAAGCCCUCCAGCAGUAUGUUUGCAAGCACUUUUUAUGAUGGGACCCACAAUUCCUCCGACCCAUGGAACUCGUCCAACGGGAUAAGUCAGCCGGGCUAUGGCGGGAUGCUGGGCGGAUCCUCAUCUCACAUGCCGCAGUCAGGAAACUACAGCAACCUGCACUCCCACGACCGCCUGAAUUACCCUCCACAUUCGGUCUCUCCAGACAUCAACGCCAGUCUUCCUCCCAUGUCAAGCUUCCACCGGAGCAAUGCCAGCACUUCACCAUUCGUCACAACAACGCACACCCCGUCCGUCAGUGCAGCCGACGGGGUCAUGGCUGCUGCUAAUCGGGGGACCGCCUCCGGAAGCUCACAGACUGGAGACGCACUGGGAAAGGCUUUAGCCUCCAUUUACUCGCCUGACCACACCAGCAGCAGCUUUCCAUCCAACCCGUCCACACCUGUGGGCUCUCCAUCACCCCUGGCAGUCACGGCGGGUUCAUCCUCCACGGGUACCGCGGUGACUGCGGCCGGCACUCCGUCUGCGAGGGCAGCAGGUACCAACCAGUGGCCCCGCGCUGGUGGACAGAACCCGUCCUCCCCAAACUAUGAGAACUCCCUUCACUCACUGUCUCGGAUGGAGGAUCGUCUGGACAGACUGGAUGACGCAAUCCUUGUUCUGCGGAACCACGCGGUGGGCUCCACCGCCAGCCUGCCCAGUGACAUCCACAGCCUGCUGGGACAGGCCCAGAACGGGCCGCUCGCUGCCCUCGGAGCAAACUUCCCUGCAUCCGCUUUGGUUCCGAGUCGGACAGCGGCAAUGGGUGGAGCCCACCGCGACGAGGCUGCCACUCUCUCCAGCAGCCACGCUGGCCUGCCCAGCGCCGGCGCCACAUCCAGCACUGAACUCAGCCACCAAGUGGAGGCCUUCAGAGGUCUGGCUUCAGGGUUGGUGGGGCAGGUGGCUUCUGCGCUGGAGCUGAAGAUGGAGAACCAAGACAAGGAGGAGAUGCUUGACAACCACUCCUCUGAUGAACUCAAGUCAGAUGAGGAGAGUGACAAGAAAGACAUCAAAACACCCCGAGGAGGCACCCGCACAAGCAGCAUCAAUGAGGAUGAGGACCUGAACCCGGAGCAGAAGGCCGAGCGCGAGCGUGAGAGGAGAAUGGCCAACAACGCCCGCGAGCGUCUGAGGGUGAGGGACAUCAACGAGGCCUUCAAGGAGCUGGGACGCAUGUGCCAGCUGCACCUGAAGAGUGAGAAGCCCCAGACCAAGCUGCUGAUCCUCCAUCAGGCGGUAGCAGUCAUUCUGAGCCUGGAGCAGCAGGUCAGAGAGAGGAACCUGAACCCCAAAGCAGCCUGCCUUAAGAGACGGGAGGAGGAGAAGGUGUCGGGGGUUUCUGGGGACGGCCAACAGGCCCACACAGGAGUCCACCCCGGCCUCACGGACACAUCCAAUCCCAUGGGCCACCUCUGAGAAGCGCACAGGUGAAGAUGAUCCAGAUCGUUUCUGUAAAGAGAGAAUUGCCGACUUUGCUUCCCGAUGGCAGACCGGACUUCCAGUUCUUCACACCAACUGGAGGAGACAGACCACUUAAAGCAAAACUACAAGACUGACACAAGCCAAUCAUGUCGUCAUAACAACAACAAUAAUAAUAAUAAUAAUGACAAUAAUAACGAUAGUGAUGAUAAUAAUAGUGAUAAAAAGAAACCCCACCCAGCGUCCAGCCCCCCUGUGACAGCAGCCAGUAUCCAUCAGCAAGUUCCUGCCCACGUGAAGACCUUCAGCACGUGUCAAGCCAGAAGACGCCCGCCGCUUCUGAACAAUCACAGACUGUGGCGUCCUCCUCCGGCCCUGCGGGGGAAUGCCUUGUGCCUAAACUGAAUUGACGAAUGCAUUGUAACAGCAGCUGUUGUUCUGUUCUUUGUUUUGUUUCUCUAUUUAUUAUGUUGCGGAGCUAUAACGUGUGUGUCUAAAGGGAACGUUACAAAGUUUCAAAGAGGAGCACGUGACGUUUCAGUCUCGCUACAGUUUGCCGGCGGCGCCCCCACAUGAAGGAAACCUUCAUUUAUUGGCCUGUUUGGAGUGAUCUUUCCACCCAGCUGAGAGGGUGGUGUAGUGGGAAGGUGGUGUAGUGGGAGGGUGGUGUAGUGGGAAGGUGUGGCGAGAGCUCGAACGACGCGUCAUAGCGAGUGAAAGACGUACUGAGUGUAUUUGUAUCGUGCCCGCGCGCGAGCUGUCCGUCUCCUGGUUGCCAUCGCUCCUCGUGGCCGUGACGACACGGCUGAAGGUCUCCUCGCGCGAGGUGCGGCGGUAAUAACCCGGCAAAGGUGACGCAGAAAAUGGCAAAGUACAGUUUGACUGAACGCUCCGCCGUGGUGGCCGUUUCAUACGUCAUCGGUAGCGGAGAGAGCCAAGUGUUUGCGCACCUUUAGCAUCCCUGCAUAUUUUAGUGUCUUAAAGGAAAACACGACGUCACUGCCCUGCGGGUCCUUCGCCAUAUAGUGUUAGAAUGACGUAACGUGCAGGUUAUUGGUUUGUAACGUGCAGGUUAUUGGUUUGUAACGUGCAGGUUAUUGGUUUGUAACGUGCAGGUUAUUGGUUUGUAACGUGCAGGUUAUUGGUUUGUAACUUGCAGGUUAUUGGUUUGUAACUUCCAGGUUAUUGGUUUGUAACUUCCAGGUUAUUGGUUUGU
Molecule: messenger RNA, 3459 nt
Organism: Lampris incognitus (smalleye Pacific opah)
Lineage: Eukaryota; Metazoa; Chordata; Actinopteri; Lampriformes; Lampridae
Gene: tcf12
Product: transcription factor 12
Exons: 20
Coding region: 150-2240 (696 amino acids)
Biological process (GO): regulation of transcription by RNA polymerase II
Cellular component (GO): transcription regulator complex
Molecular function (GO): protein dimerization activity; DNA-binding transcription factor activity, RNA polymerase II-specific; RNA polymerase II cis-regulatory region sequence-specific DNA binding
Source: RefSeq, a predicted model, not a curated record